Polychytrium aggregatum is the source of this 469-nucleotide messenger RNA. RefSeq lists its product as uncharacterized. Lineage: Eukaryota; Fungi; Chytridiomycota; Chytridiomycetes; Polychytriales. The annotation marks the transcript as partial. The transcript has 3 exons. The record is from RefSeq and is a predicted model, not a curated record.
GUGGAUUCUCCGACGCAUCCGGACCGCCUUGCACAAGCCAUCGCCACUCAAGCACAACACUCGACACAGAUCGAUUUCAGCAACACCCAGAAUGCAGUCGCUCGACCGUUUGCUCCUUCAAGCCCUCGUGCUGCUGGCGAUGAUGUUCGGCGUCUUUGCCUGCACCGACUGUGAUGACGACGGCUGCACACUCGGCGACUGGCGCUGCUGCGACGACUACUCGCUCGUACAGCGGUGCGCAUACGACCAAGACGGCCAGCUGGACUGGCUCGUUGUUGCCGACUGCGGCAGCCAGGGUCUGGUCUGCGUCCUGGACGACUGGGAAUGCGUCUCGCCUGACCUCGUCACGGACGACCACCACCUUGCCUCGUCGUCCUGAGCGGGAGACGGGUUUGUGGAGGUCAAGUGACGGACCAGGCAUGGGCGAUCGGAAACAGUUGCCAAUGCCAAUACCAUGCUAUCCAAUACC